AUGGACAGUAUUGAUAUUGUGGAUUUGGGCGAGAGGACGCGAGUUUCUGGUAUCAUCAUACAGAAGCCGUACUAUUGGCACGGCUGCAUAACCAGUUUCCACCUGGAGUAUGCCAUAUCGGAUGACGUGACAAAAUGGAUACCAAUCCUGAACAGUGACAGGACUGAGGUGUUCCAGGUUAAAGCGUAUUUUACUCAGCAUCAGAGAGAGAGGCACAUCAGCUACUUUUACAGCAGUGUUUUGGCUCGAUUCAUCCGGUUAAACGAAGGCUUGGAUAACUCUCCGUGGCAUUGCUUCCUGAUGAGAUUUGAUUUCAUCGGCUGUCGGAAUCAUCCGAGAAUGACCAGGACUUGUCAGACAUUAUUCUCUGACGGCUACGUACUGGAUGACACUUAUCAAAUCGACAUGGAUGGUAUCGACCAAGGUCAACCACCAUUCCAGGUCACAUGCAGUAUGUCAGAUGGUGCUACCAUAAUUCACCAUGAUGCCGAAGACACUUUCAAAAUUUCAGGAUCACCCAACCAACUUACAACGAUUGACAUUACGUACGUCAUCGACAUGCAGCAGAUCAUCAGUGUGAUUGAUAAUGCCUCGACGUGUGAACAAAUGGUCAAAGUCAAGUGUGGAGAAGCCGACCCAAGUACGCUCUCGCAGCAUCCGGCACUCCAGCCAGUCAAGUGGGGUUCCCGCAGCGGGGAGUUGAUGCAGAAUUGGGGAGGGCCACUGGUCACAUUGGCUGCACCUGUGGUUUGA
Messenger RNA from Patiria miniata (bat star), 753 nucleotides. RefSeq lists its product as uncharacterized. Lineage: Eukaryota; Metazoa; Echinodermata; Asteroidea; Valvatida; Asterinidae. The record is from RefSeq and is a predicted model, not a curated record. The coding region runs from base 1 to 753 and encodes 250 amino acids. The transcript is spliced from 5 exons.